Molecule: messenger RNA, 1010 nt
Organism: Labeo rohita (rohu)
Lineage: Eukaryota; Metazoa; Chordata; Actinopteri; Cypriniformes; Cyprinidae
Exons: 3
Coding region: 114-311 (65 amino acids)
Biological process (GO): endoplasmic reticulum unfolded protein response
Cellular component (GO): endoplasmic reticulum
Source: RefSeq, a predicted model, not a curated record
CUGAGUACGUAGACAAAAAUCGACGUAGUUUUCUCUUCAUCCUCACUAGUUUGUGUUCGUCAUAUUUGUGACGGUCUCCAGCUCACUUUUAAAACCCACCAGCAUUUGUAACGAUGGUCGCCAAACAGAGGAUUCGUAUGGCCAACGAGAAACACAGCAAAAACAUCACCCAGAGAGGCAACGUCAAAUCGUCGAGAAACGUCAGUGAUGAUAAAGUUUCGGUGGGACCGUGGCUCUUGGCGCUCUUCAUCUUUGUUGUCUGUGGCUCAGCAAUAUUCCAGAUCAUUCAGAGCAUUCGAAUGGGCAUGUAAAGAGGACCAAUAAUGUCAAAAGUAUCCACUCCUUGCCAGUUCCACAUACUGCGACUUUGCCAAGGAACUUCUCUUAAAGGCUUUUUGCUGAUUUUAUCGAUUCAUCUUCUAUGAGGUGCAACAAUUCUGUCAUUCCUCUCUGGUGCCUUGUUAAUGAAGAAAAAUCAAAAAGCCAUAAAAUUGCAUUCCGAUCAAUUGUAAUGUUCUUUUCUGUCAAUCUACCUUGAUGUAAUGUAAAAAUCUUGAGCUGUCACAAGCUGUGAUGUGAUUUGCAAUUCCUGACUUCUCGUUCAUUCCUGAAAUAAUUGUGCAGAAAUUAUUUGAUGUCUUUUUGUUUGCUUUAUGGACCCCCAAAACAGCCAUUUUGUAGUUUGCACAGGAUAAAGUAUUACGAAUGAAAAACCAGUCAGCCAAUUUAAAUCACAAAUGUAAAAAGUGUGGUUUCUGUUACUUGUUUUCUUUGUAAUUUAAUAUCUGCCUCUUUCCUUCUAGAAUAUGGAACUUCAACCUGAAUAAUUUAGUUCUCUGGCACAUAUUCUUGUUGUUGUGGUACUGUUUACCAUAAUAGAAUAAGGCUUAGCAAUUCAGCUUUUUUCAGAACUGAUGAUGUUAUAUACUGUAUACUGCUGUGAAAGCAUGAUGGAGUAAAGAGGAACAGGAACAGAGAGCUGGACUAAAAUAAAAUGUUUAAAAACUGCA